Molecule: messenger RNA, 1667 nt
Organism: Orbicella faveolata
Lineage: Eukaryota; Metazoa; Cnidaria; Anthozoa; Scleractinia; Merulinidae
Cellular component (GO): membrane
Molecular function (GO): ligand-gated monoatomic ion channel activity
Source: RefSeq, a predicted model, not a curated record
GUUCGUUUUGUACUUGUCUGGGAAACUAAUGCUGAAGACAUCUUUGAGUGUCAGCGUCUAUGCUUGCAUUUCAAGUGAUGCUGCUUAUAUUGUGUUAUGGGCAGUAUGACUAAUUUUCAGUAGUCAGAUGUUGAGAUUCUGUUUUCCAUCAGUGCCACACCCGUUGAUAUCGGUAUAUGUUUUAUCAGGAACAUCUUUUUUGCAUAUAUAGAACGAUGAAGAGCACAUGGAUCAAAGUGCUCUCGGUGAUUGUCAUUGGUGCUAUUCAGUUGCGAACUAUUUCAGCGACUGGAAACAAGUCCAUAUCUAACAAUGAAGACGGAGACGAAAAGGAUGAGAAAGACUGGCCAGUUAUUGACCUGAUAAUAGCCUGGAUUGAAAAGCCUCCAUACACAACAUCGCCCACCAAUGGAUCACUUGACGACGAGGCCCAUGGUAUGCUGAGGGACGUCCUCGUGCGGUUCAUAACAGUAGAAUGCGGUUUUUAUGCAGACAUUAACUACCAAGUGAAAACAUUUCGAGCUGACAGUGAAUUUCACAUGAUUGAGCUUCUAAGGCAAAACAAAGUCCACGUCGCUUCUCCUAUAUUCGAACCCAUAAACCGACGGUACGACGAAUUUUCCUUUUUCAAAAUCACUGAUUAUCCAGGGAGCGAAUACAUCACUAGUGAAGAUGAAGCCAACAAGCUCAGUCUUGUCUUCGACGCAGUGCUGGAGUCUUGGUCAUUGUUUGCGGUGACUCUGAUACUCACGGCCAUUGCUGGAGUCAUUAUGUGGGCGCUGGACACUUACUGGAACAGUCAGGAGUUUCCUCGUUCAUUCUUCAAAGGAUCUUGGGAUGGAUUCUGGUGGUCCUUUAUUUCCAUGACAACGGUGGGAUAUGGCGACAAAGCUCCAAAGUCGAUCGUGGCUCGAAUUUUCUCAAUCAUCUGGAUCCUGUUGGGUCUCAUUAUCAUGGCGAUUUUCAUGGCGAACAUCACCUCUGCACUUACAGCUCUUUCCUUGCAACUGGAACCAACUGACCUUGUCGGUGUCAAGGUUGCAGUGCUGGGCAAUGGUACGGAAUACCAGCAUGCACUGGAGGAAGAUACUGAUCUAUCAGUGUAUUCCAGUAUUGACGACGUCAUUCAAGCUGUGAAAUCAAAGGAAGUAGAUGGAAUGCUACUGGACCGCUUCACAGCUUCCUAUUAUCAGUCAAUGGGCAAAUUAAAAUCACUUAUCACCGUCAAGAAGUUAGAACUUCAAAGGGACGUUGGAGUUCUGUUUUCCCAAGAUAGAUGGUAUCUGGCUGAGUGCUUAAUAAAUUAUCAUCGAGCAAACAUUUUCAAGUCAGCUCAAAUCUUUACCGAUACAUACAAGCUAACAGAGCAGAAGCCUGCAGGAAAUGUCAAUCUGUUUGACGCGUCAUCCCCCUUUAUUAAGCAGUUCUUGUACGUAUCGCUUGGCGUAUUAGCUGGAUUGCUCCUGAUUGGAACCCUGUGGGACAUCUUUAUUCGAAGGAAGAGAGGGAUUAACCAAAAGAAAGUAUUAGGAGCAGCAGUCAAUGAAGGAAUGGCCACAGAUACAAUCCAAAACGACCUCGAAGUGGCACGACGGCUCCUUCGACAAACACAAGAACAGUUUGACAAACUGGAAUUCAAAGUAUCAAAAUUGAAAUAUAAUUUUUAA